AUGCCGCGCCCGCAGGUCCAUCUGUUGAACGACCCGCAGCGCGGCCCUACGCUGGAGGCGGUGGUCAGCAGGAUGAAGAACUCUCGCGACCUCUGCCAUGGCGACUCGCAGCAGCUGAUCAGAUGCCUGGCGAUAUCUGCUACUAUUCCAAACGCUGAUGACAUCGGUGAAUGGUUGGGCUCAGAAGGUGGUCCGGCGGUGACGCACAAGCUGGCCGAGAGUCUUCGGCCGGUGAGGCUGCGCCGCGUGGUGCUCGGCUACCCGUGCCCGGACAAGUGGUCGCACUUUCGCUUCGACCUCUCACUCAACUACAAGCUGGCCGCGGUGCUGCACACGUACUCGGACCAGAAACCGGCGCUGGUGUUCUGCUCCACGCGGAAGGGGUGUCAACAGGCGGCGGCGGUGCUCGUGAAGGAAGCGCGCUUCGUGUCUGGCGCCGAGCACAAGGUCCGUCUGACGAGGGUGGCCAACCUGGUGACCGACGGCGGCGUCCGAGAGCUGUUGCUGCGCGGCGUUGGGGUGCACCACGCCGGUCUGGCGCCGCACGACCGCCACUGCGUGGAGCAGCUCUUCCUCGACGGCGACCUGCCCGUGCUCUUCUGCACCAGCACACUCGCGAUGGGAGUGAACCUGCCGGCGCACCUGGUGGUGGUCAAGUCGACCAGCCACUACACUGCCGACGGCUGCGGGCCGUACUCGGACGCCGAGGUGCUGCAGAUGACAGGCCGGGCCGGCCGGCCGCAGUUCGAGACCUCCGCCACCGCUGUCAUCAUGACGCAGGUCCAGCACAGGAGCCGGUACGAGGCACUGCUCAGCGGCACACAGCUGACCGAGUCGUGGCUGCACCUGCACCUGAUCGCGCAUCUGAACGCCGAGGUGGUGUUGGGCACGGUGACGGACGUGGAGGUGGCGCUGCGCUGGCUGCGCUCCACCUUCCUGUACGUGCGCGCGCUGCGCAACCCGACUCACUACGGCCUGCCGCCUGGCCUGCCGCGCCGUCAGGUGGAGGAUCGACUGCAGGACCUGUGCAUGGUCGAGCUGAACCGGCUGGCGGCGGCUGGCCUCAUCUCGAAGGGCGAGGUCGAGGUGUCGGCCACACCGUCCGGCCGCCUCAUGGCUCGCUUCUGCAUCUCAUUCCAGACCAUGCAGACGCUCCAGCAGAUGAGCGGCACCGAAGACCUAUCAGCCCUUCUGGCCGUCUUAUCGGCGUGCGGCGAGUUUGAAGGUAUUCAGCUGCGCACCAGCGACAAGCGCGCGCUGAACGCGCUGAACCGCGACCCGCACCGCAGCUGCGUCCGCUACCCGCUGCCAGGCAGGGUCAAGACCACGCAGAUGAAGGUUAACGUGCUGGUCCAGAGCGUCCUCGGGUCCCUCCCCAUCGCCGAUCCAUCGCUCUCCCAGGACGCCAACAAGAUAUUCCGAGUCGCAGAGCGUGUCAUGAGGUCCCGCUGCUGCUCCUAG
This is a messenger RNA of Pollicipes pollicipes, 1461 nucleotides long. RefSeq names its product putative ATP-dependent DNA helicase HFM1. The record is from RefSeq and is a predicted model, not a curated record. The coding region runs from base 1 to 1461 and encodes 486 amino acids. The transcript has 11 exons. Lineage: Eukaryota; Metazoa; Arthropoda; Thecostraca; Pollicipedomorpha; Pollicipedidae.